This is a messenger RNA of Dacryopinax primogenitus, 630 nucleotides long. RefSeq lists its product as uncharacterized. The coding region runs from base 1 to 630 and encodes 209 amino acids. The transcript has a single exon. NCBI's taxonomy places the organism in Eukaryota, Fungi, Basidiomycota, Dacrymycetes, Dacrymycetales, Dacrymycetaceae. The record is from RefSeq and is a predicted model, not a curated record.
AUGUUACUAUUCAGCACUCAAGUCUGGGUCAAGAACCUGAAUGCCAAGAAGACACAGUCUCAGGCAGUAAAAGGUCACUUCCUUGGUUUCGACAAAGGAUCCAAAGGCUACAGAAUAUAUUGGCCUGGCAAGCACAGAGUCACCAUUGAGCAGAAUAUGUACCCCACACAAAAUGCAGCACUUGGUCAAUACACCAAACCCAUGAUGAUUGAGGGAGGGGAAGAGGAUCCAGUAACAGUCAACCUACCAGAGUUCAGUGAAGAAACUCAAAGAGAAUAUGUGGCUCAAGAGGAGAUACCAAACAAGCAAUGCAAGCAUGAAGAACCAUUGUCUCCACUCACUACACCACCUGCCACACCACGAGAAAACACUCCACAGCCAGCACAAGUCCAGCAACCUUGCAGUGAUGGGCUCAUCCCAUCUAAUGGAGAUUUUGGACAUGGCAAGAGAGUAACACACCAACCUGGGCAGUAUAGACCACUUGCAGGCAUGGUAGCUACUAUUGCUGAAGAGGACCUCAAUGAGCUAUUUCAACAAUCAGGUUUUGAAGUCAAUACCAGCUACAAUGAAUUUGCCUUAACAGCAAGUUAUGGCAGUGAACCAAAUACCCUGGAUGAAGCUCUGGCCUAA